This is a messenger RNA of Euleptes europaea (tarantolino), 4065 nucleotides long. RefSeq names its product centromere protein J (gene CPAP). NCBI's taxonomy places the organism in Eukaryota, Metazoa, Chordata, Lepidosauria, Squamata, Sphaerodactylidae. The coding region runs from base 1 to 4047 and encodes 1348 amino acids. Gene Ontology annotation, cellular component: centriole; nucleus; centrosome. Gene Ontology annotation, molecular function: tubulin binding. Gene Ontology annotation, biological process: centriole elongation; cilium assembly. The record is from RefSeq and is a predicted model, not a curated record. The transcript has 16 exons.
AUGGCCACCUCCGCAGAUCUCAGUUGGGAAGAAAAUUUAACAGCUCAUUGGUUGUCCGAUGCUUCCCGGGCUGGAGUCAUAUUAAAUCCGUCUUUCCCUAAUUUGAAAAUCACUCGAGCAACUAAUAUUGAAAGUGCCUCCUUGAGUUACGCAGUUCACUCGCUGCGCAGUUCAAGCUGCGCUUCUCUGAGCGAAGACUCUCUCCGUGGGGAAGACGCCUCGGAGUCUUGCAGUCCUUGUGAAGAAAAGCUGGAUGAGGCUAAAACACCUUUUCCAGUUACGUUGGCUAAGAAACAGCCGAUGCAGAUGGUUAAAGAUGGUCCAGCCCAGUGUGAAGCUCUGCAAAAUGGUUUUGAAUGUAGUCGACUGGAUGAUCUUUAUGAAGGAUGUUGCAAUGAGCCACUAACGCAGAAGCUUGAGCAGCUGAAAGGACUGCAGCAGCUCAAGCAAGAAGAGCUGAAAAGGCAACAAAUGGAGCAAAUUCAAAGGCUAAUAGAAGAACAACAGAAACUACUUUCCAUGGUUUCUGAGCAGCAGGCACACACCGGUGUUGCUGUAACAGAAGAUGACAUGUGUCUACAGUAUAGUCACUUGCCCCAUGCAUCUUACUUCCCACCCUGUCAUGUUGGAAACAGUGUUCCCUGGGACAGUGCGUCUUGUGUUUCUCCUGCUGGACAAAAAGAUUCUCUGCAAAUAUUAAACAACGACCAAAUAUCAAAAGGAAUUUCCUGUGAAGAUUCUUCCUAUGAGAAUCGGUCAUUAGAAAUCCUGAACAAAUUUGAGGUUGCAGACCAAACUUCCAUUUUGGGAGGCAGCUGUAGGUCUCCAGAACCAAAUCUGGGAGGAAGCAUGGAUGGUAUCAAUAAUGGUGAAAGCCCAGGAAACAUAGAGACUGGGCAGAGGUGCUUGGAAAUUCUCAGUGCAGAGGAAAGGCCCAUUCCUACUGUUAUUCAAGAGAGAAAACUGACAUUUGAAGAAUUCCUAGAAGAACAGAUACGAUUGGAAGAACAGCGGCUUAGCCAAAAGGAAAAUAGAAAGGAAGUUGGAAGAUCAACUUUUCAGCAAGCAGCUCCUAAGCAACCCUUUCUAAAACGAGGUGAAGGCUUAACUAGAUUUACUGGUGCCAAAUCUAAAGUAGCCAAACAAAAAGAGAGCAAAAGAACUCUUUAUCCAAAUGCUUCAGAAGUCAGCAACACAGUUAAAGCGGACAAGCCACAGCUUCAUAGGAAAAUUGCUCCUUUAAAUAAGGAGCAUGUUUCUGAUAACUCUGUGCCCAAAAAGGGUAAUCAGGUUGCUAAGCCAAAGAAGGGUUCUGUUUUUUCCGCUCAGAAAACGACAACACACAGGAAUUGCACCGGGAAAGUUAUUCCUCUGUCUACAAGACAAAACCCCAGUGAAAAAAAAGUUGGAUCAAUGAAGGAUCCUGUUGGGUCAGAGAAAAAUAAAGAAAAUCUAAUAGAACUUGCAGAGCUGAACAGAGCGGGCAGCAAGUUAUCUGGUGAAAGUCAGCAGUCGUCAACAGAGCCCACGCAAAUGCUCUUUCAUCCCAAAUGUCUUGCAGAUUUUUCUGAAAAAGACUCUCAACUCUCGUUUGAACUAUCUUUCCAGAAGAAGUUGGAAAACUGGGAUGCUGAUAAGGAAAAGGAAAAAAUUGAACUGGAUGAAUUUUUGUUUCUGGAGCAAGCUGCUGCUGAAAUAUCCUUCGCUAGCAAUUCCUCGGUUAUCCUAAAGAUCUUGGAUCAAGGGCAGCAAAUUUCUACAGAACACAGAAUGUCUUCUACUCCCGUCAAGUCGGGGCAGGCACAGCAGAGGGAUGAAGCGUUGGGUGUUACAGAAGUGAAUAAGAGAGAAGAGCUUCCUUCCCUACAAGCUAGCAAGGAGAGGGAGAGAGGCCCAGCUGCUGAAUCACAGGCACCUUUCAUAGUGAAAGAUCACUUAAACAAAACUGAUACUGAAAUACUGUGGGCCUUUCCCACCACUCAGUUUCAAGAUCUUAGAAAUACAGGGUGGGGGGACGAAGGCGACUCCAAUGGAAGCAGCGAGAUGUCUUCUGCCUCAGAGGAAGAAUUUGAAACUACCAUAAAGCCUGCAAGGGAGGAAGCCAAAGGGCUUGCUUUGAAUAGAGGCAAUAGUCCAGAAUACUCUGAGGGUACAGGACCAGAUAAAGGUGCAAGCAGGGGUGCCAAUCUUGAUUUGCCGGGAAAAGAUUUUACUAGCAGCCAAUCUAGCGAGAUAAUUGUUGACGAAGCCCCUGAAUCUCAAAGCGUAUUCGCUGCUGCGGAUAGGAAUAAGGUUGAGUUUGAUGAUGAAAGAUCGUGGUCUGACUUCGAAGAGCAUGGGAGGCUGUGUGCCCAAGCAUCAAGCAGUGACGCGGCUAUCAAAGCGUCUCCGUCCACUGAUUGUUCUGCUUGGAGUGAGGGGUUCUUCUCGGAUAAAGCGAUAAAGAGGAAGAUUGCCACAAUGAAGAAGGGGGAUGCUCUGGCCAAGCAAAGUGUGGCAGACAGCGAGGUCACUGCACCUCCCACGACGGAUCUGAUGCUGAAGCUCUUUCCCUCUCUGAGGAUCAGACAGAAGGAAGAUGCACAACAAAGGCCUGAGACUAAGCCCAACAUGGGUCAGGGAGAACCAGCAGACACUGCUCGAUCCCAGCUUUUGAGAGAGAAGCUUGUUGAAUUGGAGACAGAAAUUGAAAGGUUCAGGAUGGAAAAUGCAUCUCUAACAAAACUUCGAGAAGAGCAUGAGAGUUCUUUGGAAAAUCUCAGGAAAGAAAUUGCCAACUUUGAACAACAGAAAGCAAAAGAACUAGCUCAAAUAGAAGAAAUGAAAAAAGAGGAAACAAGAAAACUUCAAAAAGAGCGUAAAGUUUUUGAGAAGUAUACCCUGGCAGCCAGAGCCAUUCCAGAUAAAAAAGAGCGUGAUGAAAUUCAGGCUCUGAAACAGCAGGUGGCAGCCUUGCAGGAAGAUUUAAAACGGAGAGAAGCAAAAUGGUCAACCACCCACAUGCGUCUUAGAGACCAGGUAGAAGCUUUAACCAGAGAGAAUACGGAACUACGGGAAGAGAUCAAAAUCAUGGAAAGAUUUCGUUUGGAAGCCUGGAAAAGAGACAGAGAAUCUGCGAACAGUAGGAAAGCUGACAGCUAUGGGGUCAGUUCCAAGAGAACAGCAGAGACUGCACAUGCACCAGCUAUAUUGCAGAAAAGUCAGACGGUGUCUUCAGUACCUCAAGCAGAGAAGAGCAGCAAAACAAAUGGGAAAGGCGACUUGCCCCCAGAAGGAAGACAUUCUGCAAGAUCUAGAUUAGCGGUUGUACCUAAUGAGAGUUACUCAGACAACCCAGCCACAACCCAUGACGACUCUUCCAAGACUUUUAUGGUAACAAGUAAGAAUGUUCUUGGUAGUGCAGCUGUUGACACCUCAACAGCAGCAACUCCCACCUACAUAGAUUCGGAAGAAGAAAUAGAAAGAGAAGCCAGUCACCCUGAUGGAAAGGUUGAAAAGAUUUUAAAGGAUGGCAGCCACCUUAUUUUCUUCCCUAAUGGCACACGGAAAGAAGUCAGCUGUGACGGCAAGACCACCACGGUAACCUUCUUCAAUGGGGAUAUAAAACAAGUUCUAGAAGACCAGCGAGUGAUAUACUAUUAUGCAGAUGCGAAGACUACCCACACCACCUACCCCACAGGUUUAGAGGUCCUACACUUCUCAAAUGGACAAAUAGAAAAGUACUUUCCAGAUGGAAGGAAAGAAAUUGCAUUCCCUGACCAAACUGUAAAAAAUAUAUUCCCAGACGGGCAAGAACAACACAUUUUUCCUGACGGCACCAUUAUCCGCGUACAGCAGGAUGGAAGCAAGACGAUAGAAUUCAACAAUGGUCAAGAAGAAUUGCACACAGCGCACUUCAAGAGGCGCAGGUAUCCUGAUGGCACCACCAAGACUGUAUAUGCAAACGGAUGCCAAGAAACAAAAUACGCCUCUGGUCGAGUAAGAGUUAAAGAUAAGGAUGGCAAAGUUAUAAUGGAUACUCUCCCACAAAUGACAGUUCCAUGUUGAUUACAUUUCAUGUUUUCU